CAUGAGCAUUUUGUUUAAAGUAAUACACAAAGGAAGGAUCAAAAAUGAUUGAGAGAAACACGAAGAUCGAAUGGGAGCCAAGUGCCAAAAAUCAAUACCUUGCUGUAUUUACGAUCAAUUUUCUAGGAUUAGCCUGUGGAAUGGGUCUAGGUUGGACCAGUCCAAGUAUUUUGGUUCUGACUUCUGAUGAAUCACCGUUACCAUCUGGAAAAAUAACCAUGGAAGAAGCCUCUUGGAUCACAUCACUUUGGUCUGUCGGUGGUUUAAUUGGAUGUAUGACUUUUGGAUUUAUUACAAGUCACUUUGGACGGAAAUGGCCAUUGAUUUUUAUGAUUAUUCCGAAAACUAUAAGUUGGCUACUCGUUUUAUUCGCACAGAAUGUAUACUACUUGUACAUCUCCCGAAUAAUAUUUGGUAUUGCUGUCGGGGGUGCGACUAUGAUAGUGCCACUGUUCGUUUCGGAGAUAGCAAAUAAACGCAUUCGAGGUGCUUUGGGAGCAACACAGAUAUUGACCGUUAAUUUCGGAACUUUAUUGGCUUUUAUAUUGGGCAAUAGUUUUGAUUACUAUACAACUCCAACAUUUUUGCUCAUUUUGCUCUUCAUAUUCGCCAUUUCAUUUGCAUUCUUCCCGGAGUCGCCAACGGUUCUUGUAAGACAGAAUAGGAUUGCGGAAGCAGAAAAGUCGAUAAAAUUCUAUCAAAGUUUACGUGAAGGAGACAACCAAAGGCUUCGCUUGGAGAUAAACCAACUCAAAAGUUCACUGUGUUUACUUACAACUGAAAAAUGUGAUGAAAACUCAUUCGAUUGGGCGGAUUUAUUGACGAACCCUGGACGAAAAGCAUUGAUGAUUGGAGCCACUCUGGCGAUGCUAAUCAAACUCAAUGGUUCUACAACUAUGUUAUCUUACGGCGCGAAGAUAUUUAAAGCGCUUGGAUCGGCAGUGUCACCGAAUGUAUCGGUGAUUGUAGUGGGAGUGGCACAACUGCUUGGGACUUUUGUAACGAUUAAUCUCGUUGAUCGUGCCGGGCGACGGUUUCUUUACAUCGCAUCAACAAUCGGAACGGCUUUGGGCUUAGUCACUUUGGGCGCAUUCAUGGUGCUCAAAUCAUGGCAGUACGAUGUUGAAUUCUUCAAUUGGAUACCAAUUGUAAGCUUUUCAUUCAUUGCUUUUAUGGCAUCGUGGGCGUUGUUGGGUUUGCCAUUUGUUGUUAUCUCAGAAAUUAUGCCGGAAAAACUAAAAGAUUUUGGUGCAACAAUUUGUCAAACACUUAAAUGGUCGCUUGGAUUUCUCAUCCCAAAAUAUUUCCCAAUUUUGAUUAAUUUACUUGGAUUUCAUGGAACCAUGUUUCUGUUUGCGUUCGCUUGCCUAUUCGGAACGGUUUUUGUGAUUGUAUUUUUACCAGAAACGAAAGGGAAAAGCCGAGAUCAAAUCACGAAUUUACUGCGGUAGAGGUGCAUCAAACGAAAUAACAAUCAAACGGAGUGGACUGAAUAAUAUUAUUUAACAUUCGCAUGCACCCAAGCGAGUCCAAAUCACAGUUUGUGCAUGAGGAAACGAUAUUUACAGUCCAUAAAUACUUUUAUGAGCUUUUGACAAUAAAUUGACUUAUAUUCCAAUUGAAGCGCCUUAUUUAUUUUG
Sitodiplosis mosellana (orange wheat blossom midge) is the source of this 1640-nucleotide messenger RNA. RefSeq names its product facilitated trehalose transporter Tret1-like. Gene Ontology annotation, cellular component: membrane. The coding region runs from base 45 to 1451 and encodes 468 amino acids. Gene Ontology annotation, molecular function: transmembrane transporter activity. Gene Ontology annotation, biological process: transmembrane transport. The transcript is spliced from 6 exons. Lineage: Eukaryota; Metazoa; Arthropoda; Insecta; Diptera; Cecidomyiidae. The record is from RefSeq and is a predicted model, not a curated record.